UUGUGCCGCCAACGCGUUACCUGCCGGCGCCGGGAGGAAUGAUGGAUGGUCGCGGCUUCCGCGUCCACGGUUCACGCCGAACGGUUGGAAGCUGCGCCGCUUCAACUGACCACUUUUCUUUCAACCUACGCGCUUCCUUCUUCCUUUACUGAAUUCUUCCUUUCUUGACUGUCAUACCUUGUCCUUCGUUGUUAGACGCGCUGAGAUCUUUGUCGCGCGCUGCUGCUUGCCUUGCCCGUCCAGCGCGGGCGGUGCGGCGGCUGGGGAUGAGGCUGCCUCGCGGCCCCCUCAGCAAUCUGUCCGGUGGCGACUCGUCUCACAAGGAGCUUCUCGACGAAGAACACCACAGCGUCGGACCAAACGCUGUGUCCUGCGCCAAUCUCCAGCUUCAACGCCCCUCAACCCUGGCGGGCUGGUUGGGCGGCCCGACGGGUGCGACUCAACCACGGCCUCUUUCGGCGCAACGCAAUCCACCGCAAAUCCAACGAGCAGGCCUCCAAACAAGACCGCAAAGUGUGUUUGCGCGGACAAGUGCUGUUUCGCGAUCUCGACUCUUGCAGCUCCGGUUGGUUGGUGGAGUCCGACGAGAGCAAAUUACAGCGUUAAUCUACGAUGGGCGUGGCAGACCAGCAUCGCAGCCAAUGUCCGCAGUCUGCGAAACGAGAAGCUCACCCAGGCGAAGCGACGAUCAGGUACGCGAGAUUAUUUUUGACUUUUCUUUAUUUGCGGCGCGACUAGGUAAGGAUUUUAGACAGUUAAACAAGAUACACAUUGACUAAUUGGAAAAAAAUAGGAUGGUACAGAAGGCCCCUAUCCACAUCAUUUGUACGAUAAGAGAUACCCGGACGAGGCAAUGGGGUAUCUUGUGAAGAGCAACAGAUACAGAAGAGGCGGGUGCAGUACGUGACGAAGAGGGGGAAACAUGUACAGAAGGCGUAUCAGAGACGCUUAGGCGGGCCAAUCCUUGCUGCCGUAGAUGGUGACUUCCAUGUGCUCGCUGUCCGCACCCAUACCGCAGCCAC
Trematosphaeria pertusa is the source of this 1022-nucleotide messenger RNA. RefSeq lists its product as uncharacterized. The transcript has a single exon. The coding region runs from base 267 to 779 and encodes 170 amino acids. Lineage: Eukaryota; Fungi; Ascomycota; Dothideomycetes; Pleosporales; Trematosphaeriaceae. The record is from RefSeq and is a predicted model, not a curated record.